AACAAUGUGUGUGAUCUUCAAAACUGCAGGUCUCACCAGUCCAUAUACAUGUGCCUUUCUAGGGGAUUGACAUAUGAAGGGACCAUAAUUGUUCAAGGCUUUGAUGACCAUAAACUGAUGAGGGGCAUCUCCAGUUCACUCAGGCAAGAAUUUAGAGACCUUGAACUUCUGGACGAGAUCACAACCCUUCAAUAUAAUAAGGAGUUGCCAGACAUAGUUCAAGGUGUAAUCAGAAAUCCUCUCAUAGUAUCCUAUAGAUCAUGGAAAGGGACCCAGUAUAUCCCCAAAACAAUGCAUAGGUCUCUUAAGUGGUCUAACAAAGACCCAGAGCCUGACAGUCCCUGGCAAAUUGUCAGUAAA
Messenger RNA from Laetiporus sulphureus 93-53, 360 nucleotides. RefSeq lists its product as uncharacterized. NCBI's taxonomy places the organism in Eukaryota, Fungi, Basidiomycota, Agaricomycetes, Polyporales, Laetiporaceae. The annotation marks the transcript as partial. The record is from RefSeq and is a predicted model, not a curated record. The transcript has a single exon.